GGCGGCGCAGGCGGGCCCUGGGCUCCGGGGCGGUUGGGAUGGAGCAGAAGCGCGCCUGGCGCUGCAGGGCACACAGCUGACUCCUGCGCGCCACCUCCGCUUCGCCUUGCGCCGCCGGACACCAGCCGAAGCUGCCGGGACUGAUCGCUCCCGGGGCCGUCAGCACCUCCCCGCUCCUCCCGCAGCCCACCGGGCGGGAAAAGAAAAAAAGAAAAAAAAAAAAAAAAAAAGGAGCUGCCGGUGCCCGACGCAAUUGGUCAGCCCCGGGAAACUUCCCUAGCCGUAUCCAGCUCCGUCUCGAGCACCGGAGUUAACAUGGUUUGCAAGGCGCUCAUCGCUCUCUGCAUCUUCACCGCAGGACUGAGGAUACAGGGUUCACCAACAUCAACACCCUUGCCUGUUUCUCUUAUGACAAAAAUUACCGCACCUACGGCCUCCUGGACUACCUCCGCGCAAAACACUGCUAUGGCCACCACGCCUGUGGCCAGUGGCACCCCCAAUGCCUCUGUUCUCCAUGCUACUGCUACAUCUCUGACAUCUCAGCUCCACAAGAACACUUCUACCGCCUCCAGAGACGAGGCUGUCACCAGCCCAGAUUUGAAGAGAGAUGACAACAGCACAGACUCCCCGCCUGCCAAGUCCACCUCAACAAGCGGUGCCGCCCACUUGACACCCACACUCGAGGAACACAGUCGUGGCAGUCCUGAAGCAACUGUGCCAACUACUGGGUCACAUUCAACCGUGCUCGUGUCUUCUCAGGCUCCAACCGCAACAUCCACAUCCCGGGGAACCUCCCCACCCGAGUCUCUUUCUGUCUCCAUUACCCCUAACCACAGCUCUACUGUGGCCAACAUCCAGCCCACGGAAGCUCCAAAGGCACCCGCGUCCCCAACAGAGGGGCACAGCUCUAGUCACGCACCCACUUCCCCUAUCACAGCAGAGCCGGUGCCCAAGGAGAAGUCACCCCAAGAUGCCGAGCCUGGCAAAGUGGUCUGCGAGUCUGAAACCACCACCCCCUUCCUGAUCAUGCAGGAAGUGGAGAAUGCCUUAAGUUCUGGCAGCAUCGCCGCCAUCACCGUGACUGUCAUCGCUGUGGUGCUGUUGGUGUUCGGAGCUGCGGCAUAUCUAAAGAUCAGGCAUUCCUCCUACGGAAGGCUGCUGGAUGACCAUGACUACGGGUCCUGGGGAAACUACAACAACCCUCUCUACGACGACUCUUAACAAAGGAAGGUGGCUGGGGACAAGAAAUAACUGUCCUUUAUUUAUAAGCUUGUCCAGUAGAAGUAAUAACAAGUACCUGAUGCACACUGAGUGACAAUCGCAAGCCCUGUUUUGUUGACAUGAUUGUUUCUGUUUUCCUCCCUCUCCUCUCGCUGCUACCACAACGUUCCCCCUUCUGGUACAAAAGAACCAUUGUAGAAAGGCCCAAGGAGGCCUUAUUUCCAGGUGACAUGGGCCAUCUUUGCACUGACCACGCCAGAUACCAGGAGGUGGAGGCCGCACACCCCACCACAGGACCCACUUUGGAAGGACUGAGGAAAAGGCCUCGGAGUUGCUUGGCUGGGGAUUUAAUUUUAGGGGAUCUUUCGGUUUGGGUUAUUUCUUAAACUUCUGUGUAGGAAAUUAUAUUAAGUAUCAGUGAGGAAAAAGGAAAUUAAUUCCCAGAGGCAACCACACUGUGUGGAGGACGCAGGGGUUUCUUGAUCCCUUUUCAGUCCCUCUUUGCCUGGUUGUGUCUGACAGGAUAUCUACUUAGUCCUGUAAGCAGAGAGACCAUUCUUCCCUGCCUAAUUAAUGAAAGGUGCGAGGGGGCUGCGCCCAGGAGGAGAGGAGCAGUCAAGGGCAGAGUGAUUGCUCUCAGUCUUGGCAUGCCCUCAACCUGCUCUCUAGGCCACUGGAAGGCAACGGGGGAUCCCAGACCGCCAGCUUUCAGGAAAGUUAUAGUUCCCAGAGUGAAGCUGGGAGGUGAACUUGAAAAACAGAAAGGGAGAGGCAACUGGAGGGUAAGGGAAGGGGGAAGAAGAAGAACUUAAGCACAUCAUGGACCCUCUUGAAGCAAGUAGGAGCCAGCUUUUCAUGGUAAUGGAAGAUAUGCAAAUCUUGGAGGAACCCAUAGAACUCUCACUUGACACCCAUAAAGCAAUUGGUUUUACUGCCUUACUGUCUAUAUUGGAUAAUGGCUGUAUGCUAUUUAAAAAAAAAAGUAAUGUUAAAAGAGGCAUUAGCCUAUGUGCAGUUGUUCUUCCAUAGGAAGCAUUUCCAUAGGAAGGAGACACCAACACCUACCUUACUCAUUCUUCCUUUGAAUAAAAGUGAACGUCUCUGGGUCUCCAGUCUCAAAAUUCUGUGCAACAAAUUUUGAGAAAUAGGCAUUCUUUUUGCUAGCAGCUACUAUGACCCAUCAAGAGGUGAUUUUGCCUCCCCUCCCUACCCCAGAGGGGGUGACAUUUGAAAAUGUCUAGUAGCAAUUUUUGAUUGCCACUAGUUAGUUGGGAGUGUUACUAAGGGGUAGAGACCAUGGAUCCUGUAAAACACCCUACCUGGCACAGGACAACCUCCACCCCAAAGAACCUCCUAGCCAGAAAUAUCAAAGGCUGAGCUUGAGAUGAUCCAUGGCAAUGCCCUUGCAAAACACUCACACAGCAGGAAGGCCCUUUCAUUUUUAACAAAGUGAAACAUCAGGGUUUUGUUUGUUCGUUUGUUUGUUUCUCCAAAGUGUUUAGUUUGUUGGCUGAUAGGUUGAUUUCUGGUGUGUGCAGUUGCCUUAUAUUUGUCUGUUUCUAGAGAGCUUUAUUACAGGGCUACACCACUGUCCUUCUGAAAUAUCUGAUAAUGACACCCAGCGUCUUAUGUCGAUUUCAAGAAGCAGAAAGCAUAUAUCUUAAGAUAUGUUACAUUGUCCUAGGAUAUCACAGGAAACAAGAAACUAUCAAUUUUAAUUCCUCAGACAGAGCUUGCCCCGUAACUCUGUUGAAGAAGAGCAUCUUCACAGCGCUAUUUUGAACCCUUCUGGUGUGGAGUUCACAAGGAGGGGUGCUUCCCACCCAUCCCGGGACAUCCCAGGCUCUGGAGAAAAUUCCUCCUAAAUCUCAGAAGUGCCAAAAGGAAAGAGAAAUCCUCAAAUAUAGGCCAUAAACAAAGUGGGUAGCAAGGCAUGGGUAUGCAGAAAUGAAGAUAUUCCUGAAUAUGAACUAAUACACACACACACACACACACACACACACACAGAGAGAGAGAGAGAGAGAGAGAGAGAGAGAGAGAAUGCAAGGGUAUAUGCCUUAUGGCCACACUUGUUCUAAACAAAUGUCCCUCCUUCCUACCCUGACCCCUACACAGGUCUCCAGUUAGGCAAAGGGCAAACCAAUACCCACAGGGUAUUCUACAUGUCAUUUUCCUCCAGGAGCCAAAAACAUUUUCUGACACAUGACACAAAGCUCUCCAUGAAACACCUUAGGGAAAGUGUGCUUCAGAUACGGUUUCUGGGGUAAGUCCUAGGCCAGAGGAACCACUUUCCUCCCAGGACCCCUUACCUGUUAGAAAUCAGGGACACAGCAAGAAUUUUUUCACACCAAAAGAUGCCAUUGUGUAUGGGCAUGGGAUUGCUGCUGCCCUGAUCAGCCUCUAAUUGCUUCAGCAAAAUGUAAAGCAGUCAUAUAUCCAACAAGGUGACUGACAGCGUCCCCUCAAAACUCCAAAAUGACCCUAGCCGUGUUUGUCACUAUAAAAUGUGCGAGUGUGAGAACUUAACUGUGCCAAGUGUAUUUUUCUGCUUUUGAACUGCUCAAAAGGUUUCAGCAUUUUAAUUCUACAAAUAUUCAUACACACACACACACUGAAAUAUAUGCCAAUAAUUGAUAUCCUUUACCUCAGGGAGAGUUGGUCCAAGUCUACACAAGGGAAGUUAGUGGUCCUAGUGCAUCUAAACAGUCACACCCUACUAUGGACUGGACUGGCCAGAAUGCUUUGGAGAGAAAGUCAGAGCAGAAAGAAAGCUAGGAGCUUCUCAGUGGACUGCAAAUGAUCGAGGAAUGGUAUGCAACUCCGCUUUCUUUUCCCGUGACCCCAGUGGAACCCCUUUUCCUCCCUGCACAGUUGUGGCUUCACUUAUAAAAUGGGGGUGAUGCUUUCACAGUGUGACGUCACCCCUUCCUACCUCACAGACCUGUUGUGAGGAUUAAUGAAAUUGUAUCUACAGUGUUUUCAGUUUCUGGAGAAAAAAACAAACUAUUUAUGGACGUUUCAAGUAUUAUAUACUAUAUGAGUGAUCUCAGUUUCUUCUUUGCUGUAAUACCGGUGUAUUGUUUUUACUUAGUCUAUAAAAGUACAGUUAAUGUCACGGCCACAUGAGAUGGCUAUCAGAGCGCUGAACUUCCCUCCUGCACAACUGGCUGACGCAGGGUUAACUAUUCCUGGGACCACAAAGAGUGAUCUCCCCUCCAACUGAGAAGACAGACGGCCCAGGACACAGGUCUCACAGAUGUGCAUCAGAAUCCAGGUUAGGAUGCCUGAGCACUAAUGGCAGAAGGCCUCUGACUUUCAAACCCAAGUCUCAGAGGAGUAGAUUGUGCUCUGAUGUGAUCUAUUUGCUCUUCAUCCUGCUUGCAAGGGUGCAUGGUUCAAUCCUAUGCAUCUUGUGAAUGGUCCAGAUGCUAAUUUGCACGUUGAUUCACCUUCUUUGCCUUUAACCAUUUGAGGGAAAGUGGAUGCAUCACUUCGACUUUGACCUUGGAAGUGUUAGUUGGCACUGUCUCAUUGCCACAUUUCUCUCUUGGAGUAAGUUAGCUGACAACAUUUAAAGACAGGAAGGUGUACGACUUCUUUGAUAUUUGAUGACGUCAUAUCUACAUUUGUUGUAAGACAAUAUUGCAUACCAAUUAUAACUCUACCAAUUAAAGUGGUUAAAAGCUUGUGUUUA
Messenger RNA from Psammomys obesus (fat sand rat), 4915 nucleotides. RefSeq names its product prostate androgen-regulated mucin-like protein 1 (gene Parm1). Bases 316 to 1221 code for a protein of 301 amino acids. The transcript has 4 exons. The record is from RefSeq and is a predicted model, not a curated record. Lineage: Eukaryota; Metazoa; Chordata; Mammalia; Rodentia; Muridae. Gene Ontology annotation, cellular component: early endosome; Golgi apparatus; plasma membrane.